This is a messenger RNA of Trypanosoma theileri, 1746 nucleotides long. RefSeq lists its product as uncharacterized. The transcript has a single exon. NCBI's taxonomy places the organism in Eukaryota, Euglenozoa, Kinetoplastea, Trypanosomatida, Trypanosomatidae. The record is from RefSeq and is a predicted model, not a curated record. The coding region runs from base 1 to 1746 and encodes 581 amino acids. Gene Ontology annotation, molecular function: protein binding.
AUGACUACACAGAAGCGUUCUCGCGAAAGUGGAGAAUAUCAUGAUAUUCGAACCCUUUUUCAACGAGAAGGAGAACGGGCAGCAUUACUUCGAAGUGGACCUUUUUUUCUUGAAAGGAUUCUUUCUCCUAAACUUGUCAACCAACACCAAAAGUUGGGAUCUAUGUUGUUUGAUCCAACUCGAAUGAAUGUCGGCAAAUCAUUUAAAGAGAAAAAACGUCAUGGUGUACUGGCAUUACCACAACAAACCGUAGCCUCCUAUAGACUUUAUUAUUAUAGUCAAUUACAAUAUUGUAAUCUUUACCCUGUAGUGAUACCACAAUCUGAGAAUACCCCUUCAACAUCCUCAGGCGUUAUCACAGAUAUUGUAUUUGAUAAGGAAGAAGAAUUUGCACUUGUCUCUCAACCGAAACGAUUGAAUAUUUAUACUACAGAAGAAUGGCAGGAUUAUGAUAGAAUGGGUGUGGGAUCAUCUUUAGAGAGUGAACCGGUAGUAUCGGUAGAGGCACGUGGAUGGCGUAGUUGUGGAUUUGGCUUCUCUGCUGUUCAAUUCCUUGGCUCUUCUUUACAUAUAGUAACUAGUUAUCAUCAUGCCCCUGUUGUGGAUAUAUUUGACUUGGAAGAUGUGGAUGAGGAGACAUGUACACCACAGCAACGUUUUGCCUUGACAGAAGCUAGAGGAACCGGAAACAGUAGUAGUAGUAGCCAUAAUAAUAAUAAUAAUAAUAAUAAUAAUAAUAAUAAUAAUAAUAAUAUGAAUAUGAAUAUGAAUGGUAAUGGAAGUGUGAUGGAUUUGUCAACGGCGUAUGCAAAUGAUGUUGUAGCGGUUACGGAACAUGUAAGUUUAGCCGCACUCUCAUCUGGACAUUCGGUUUGGUUAGAUCGUCGUAGUGGAAAAGUAGAAACCUGCACAGGCGUGUUUGCACGUGAAUAUAAUAUUGGUCAACAAAAUGCUUCUCUUUCUAAAAGAGGUCCACUCACUGCUGUGGCAUUUCUCUCUCGUCAUAGUCCUAUUAAUAUUGUUUGUGGAACUCAAACUGGUGUUGUACAAUUAUGGGAUGUUCGCUAUACAAGAGAUUGUGUAGCUUUUCAUCAAACUUCUGCGGCUAUUUCUUGUAUACAAGCCUCUUAUACACCAUCCUUACAUGGAUUAGUUUGGCUUAAUAAUCAUAAAGGGGAAAUACAGGGAAUGUGUAUUGGAUAUGAUAAUAUACGUUUAUUUGCAGAGAGAAAAUGUGCAGAUGGUGUACGAUCCACAUCUACAUUUCAUAUACCACCACCUCGACUUUCAUUAAUGGAAUCUGCUGGACUUUUAGCUUGUCCACAUAUCUCUUCUAAUGCUCUCAUGUUAUUUGAUCUUCAUAAAAUGAUGAAAACAAUAUAUGCUCCUAUAAACAAGGAGAAUUGUGUUGAGGAGGAUACCAUAGGUGGUGUAUCUUGUAAUAAAAAAAAUAGAAAAAAACAUGAAAGUCAUGAAAGUAAUGAAUAUAAUGUCAAUUCAUCUGAUAAUAGUGACUUUCAGAGUGCAUUAACCAUUAUGCAGCAGGAACAUUAUAGAAAAGAUAUUUCUACAGAAGAAUCUUCUUCCUUUUCUUCUUCUUCUUUAGAUACUGGUGUGGUCCAUCAGAUUCCAUUUAAUAAUGUUCUCAGCUGUGAGGGAUUCCCUAAUAUAUCGGCAUGUGGAGUGUGGAGUAAACAAUCUCGUAUUCUUGUGGGAAAUACGGAAGGUCAUGUACAGAUAGCCUGA